AUGGAAGGAAAAAAAGGUUUUCAUGUACGCUUUGCCGUUUUGGUAGUGUUAUUUUUUAUUAAUUUAAGUUAUUCGAUGACAAGGCAGCAGAUGAAAAAUUCUGGCAAAAUGAUGAAGAAAUCGUGUAUGCCAAAAAAUGACGUCACUGAAGAACAAGUAGGUGAAAUAGAUCAAGGGAAGUUUUUAGAAGAGAAAAAUGUGAUGUGUUACAUAGCGUGCAUCUACCAAAUGACGCAGGUUGUGAAGAACAAUAAAUUGAACUACGACGCUGUUAUCAAGCAAGUGGACAUGAUGUUCCCAGCUGAAUUAAAGGAGCCGGUGAAGGCUGCAGCAGCUCAUUGCAAAGAUGUCGGGAAGAAAUAUAAAGACAUAUGUGAAGCAUCCUACUGGACGGCAAAGUGUAUGUACGAUUUCGACCCUAAAAGUUUUGUGUUCCCUUAG
Messenger RNA from Chilo suppressalis (striped riceborer), 441 nucleotides. The record is from the annotation of a GenBank genome assembly. Lineage: Eukaryota; Metazoa; Arthropoda; Insecta; Lepidoptera; Crambidae.